Messenger RNA from Camelina sativa (false flax), 556 nucleotides. Lineage: Eukaryota; Viridiplantae; Streptophyta; Magnoliopsida; Brassicales; Brassicaceae. The record is from RefSeq and is a predicted model, not a curated record.
CAUUGCUCUGGUAUAAAUAUAUAAACCACAUAAGAAAUCAUCACUUCACUAUACCAAACAGCUUAUAGAUUUAUUUGAGAUGGCAAACAUUUCGCAGUUGUUGUCGCUCAUGGCAAUCCUCCUAUCAUCCAUCAUGAUCAACCACCUUCCCGUGGCAAGCUCAAAACAGUGGUGUGUGUCAAAGCAGACGGCCAAGGAUGAUCAGCUAGAAGAUAACAUCAAUUUUGCGUGUAGUAAUGGGAUUGAUUGUAGACCAAUCCUACCGAGUGGAGCAUGUUUUAAGCCCAAUACUACAAUAAGUCAUGCAUCAUAUUUGAUGAACGAUUAUUACCAAAGCCAUGGCCGAACCAACGAAGCAUGUUUGUUCUUUUUCCCAAAUAGCGGCAUGCUUACUUCCACGGACCCUAGUUACAAUCAGUGUAUCUAUAAAUAGGUGAUCCGGGAAGUACAUGAAGGAUGAAUAAUUCGGCAGUUCUAAUGUCCUUCUUCUUACAUAUAUGUUAAGUUCCACAAACUCCAGAUUUCGUUUGCUGUUUCUUUUUCUUCAUUGAUAAAG